Lodderomyces pseudojiufengensis is the source of this 1674-nucleotide messenger RNA. Its product is annotated as alkaline phosphatase. The transcript has a single exon. Gene Ontology annotation, cellular component: fungal-type vacuole membrane. The record is from RefSeq and is a predicted model, not a curated record. Gene Ontology annotation, molecular function: alkaline phosphatase activity. Lineage: Eukaryota; Fungi; Ascomycota; Pichiomycetes; Serinales; Debaryomycetaceae. Gene Ontology annotation, biological process: dephosphorylation. Bases 1 to 1674 code for a protein of 557 amino acids.
AUGUUUGAAAGAGAGCCAUUAUUAGGUGGAGAUAAAUCUAUUUACAACAAGAAAUCAAAAUCAAAUAUAAAACCUUAUUUAUCAUAUAUACUAAACUGCAUAACAUUAAUUACUAUAGCAUUUUUAUACUUUAACAAUUCAACUACAAACCUGCCCAAAAAUGAAGAAAAACCAUUGGAUCCAACAAGCAAGAAAAAUAUAAUCAUGAUGGUAACUGAUGGUAUGGGACCAGCAUCAAUGUCAAUGGCAAGAUCAUUUCGACAAUUUAAAGAUAAAUUACCCAUGAAUGAUAUUUUAACUUUGGAUCAAUAUCUUGUUGGAACUUCAAGGACGAGAUCAUCAAGUUCAUUAAUUACUGAUUCAGCAGCUGGUGCUACUGCUUUCUCAUGUGGUUUGAAAUCUUAUAACGGAGCUAUAGGUGUUGAUUCGAAUAAAAAUCCAUGUGGAACUAUAUUAGAAGCUUUGAAAUUACAAGGUUAUUACACUGGAUUAGUUGUAACCACUAGAAUUACUGAUGCAACUCCAGCAGCUUUCAGUUCUCAUGUAGACUAUAGAUUUCAGGAAGACUUGAUUGCACAACAUCAAAUUGGGGAAUAUCCAUUUGGAAGAGCAGUUGAUUUAAUCUUAGGUGGUGGUAGAUGUCAUUUUUACCCAUCUACUAUCCCUGGUGGUUGUAGAGUAGAUAAUAGAAAUUUAUUAAAAGAAACUAAGAAAAAGGGAUGGUCAUAUGUUGGUAAUAGAGAAGAAUUUGAUAAUUUAAAUGGUGGUAAAAAUGUAACAUUUCCAUUAUUAGGUUUAUUAGCAGAUGGAGAUAUACCUUAUGAUAUUGAUAGAGAUGAAAAAGAUUAUCCCUCAUUAGCUGAACAAGUUAAAGUUGCAUUAACUGCAUUAUCAGAAGCAACUAAAGAUUCUGAUCAAGGUUUUUUUUUAUUGAUUGAAGGUUCAAGAAUUGAUCAUGCUGGUCAUCAUAAUGAUCCUGCUUCUCAAGUUAGAGAAGUUUUGGCAUAUGAUAAAGCAUUUGAAGAAGUUAUUUCAUUUAUCGAUUCAACAGAUGUAGAAACAAUUGCCAUUUCUACUAGUGAUCACGAAACUGGUGGGUUAGUUACUGCAAGACAAGUAAGUGAAUCAUAUCCUGACUAUUUAUGGAACCCUGAAGUCUUAUUAAAUAGUACCAAAUCUGGAGAUUAUUUAGCUCAUAAAAUUUAUGAACAUAGAAACAAAGGAUCUAAACAAGAUUUAAAACAAUUCAUCGAAAAAAACAUUUUAGAGAAAACCAUGGGUAUAAAGGACUAUACUAAAUCAGAGGUUGAAUUAAUUUUAGAAAAUUCUCAAAAUAUAGAAAAGGUAUUGUACUUUUUGAACAAUAUGGUGUCGUUUAGAGCACAAAUUGGUUGGACCACACAUGUUCAUUCUGCGGUUGAUGUCAAUAUAUAUGCUCAUACUAAUUCACCUCAAUUAUUGAAGAAAUUAAGAUCAAGAAAAUCUUAUGAAGGUUUAACAGGUAAUCAUGAAAAUAUUGAAAUUGGAGCAUUUAUGGAAUCAGUAACUGGUUCAAAUUUGAAUCAAAUCUCUGAAAUGAUAAAAUCAACUGAUCAUUCACCCAAAAAAAAUGACGCCUUUCAAGUUGAUCAAUAUCAUGAUUCUUUAAUCAAUAAACUUCAUGAAAACGUUUAA